Molecule: messenger RNA, 1689 nt
Organism: Liolophura sinensis
Lineage: Eukaryota; Metazoa; Mollusca; Polyplacophora; Chitonida; Chitonidae
Exons: 6
Coding region: 960-1661 (233 amino acids)
Source: RefSeq, a predicted model, not a curated record
UUUCUUUACAUUGUAAAGAGCGCAGAGGUCAGCGGUUCUAAUGACCAAAACCAAUGCCCAUUUUUGAGGUUCGUCAGAAGUGCCCCUUUAUUUUGUGACCAACGCGAACACCCGUUAUGCCAUAAAUCCCCAGAAAUGGCACAAAUUGCCCACCGUAGACUCGGAAUGGAACUACAACCACUCAAAGCUUUGAAACUGAAUAUGUUACACCAAAACGUAAAAGGGACAAUGCUGCUAAAAGGCUUCCAUACAUUGGAAUGCACUCGGCAGAGGUUUCUGCAUCUGUCAGAUCAAUAAUAACAGUGAAAACUUUCAAAACAUUUCUGAGAUGACAACAGGCUCUCACCGGUAAAAAACAUAUGCCGGCUUAACAGAAUCAAACACAGUCUCAGAGCAUUGUGGGUAUCACAGUUGUACAACCAUUUCAGCGUAACAACACAACACAGGAACAGGGUACAACAUCAGUUAACUAUUGCUUAUAAAAUUUAAAUAAUAGCUAGAGGGUAUACUCAGAAAAAUCUACAGAUGUCGAUACAGUAGAAACUCUAGGUUCGAGGUGUAACCAUGGAGAAGGGAGCACAAGAGCCCUACCGAAGGGCUGGAGGCAUCCGCAGACACAAAUGUUUGUGACUGUAGUACAUCUAUGAUGAUCCGAUACUCUGUUGAAUCCUUUUUCCCCAUAAAUCUUGCCUACGACAAACCUUUGGUUCCCUGACUGGACUCGCCGGCGAUCUGCGAGAUUCCGACUGCCAGUCCUGGAUUUUGUGUCAUUGAACAACCCUGCUUCUCAAGAACCCUCUGAUUCUUGGAAUGUUGCUGUUGUUUCACAACCCACUCGGUUUCCAGAACUGUCUCCUCUUUGUAGGUUUUCAGGAUAUCAUCUGUUGGAAGUCUGGGUUCACGUCCAAAAAACAAGUAGGAGGGCAAGAAACCCGUGAUGGCAUGAGGUGUAACAUUAUAUGCAUAGACCAUCUCAGGCAACAGCUAGGGCCACUUCCUCUUCUGUUCAGUUGCUGAAAAUUCAGUCAGCACUACAAGUGAGAAAAACUACCCUUCAGAGAAUGACGAAACAGUUUCAAUUCACAGAGACAGAACAAGCCAAGGAGAAUUCUGCUGAUGAGGAAACAAAUCAUUUAUUUCAAAAGAUAUAUCCUAUCCUGAAGGCCAUCCACAGAGAGGAGGUGCAGGCGUUAGAGCUGAGGCGUCAGCAUGAGCUGGUCUCAGUGAACACAGAGAAAGAGUUAAUACGACAUAGUCUGAAGCAAGUUUGUGAGAGAUGUGGGGGUGAAGAAACGACAAGUGGCCCUAACAGAUCGAAGGUCCUGACUUCAUGGGUACAUGAGCUUCAGCAGUUGUUAACAGAAUCAGAUUCUUCAGGUUACAGUGUUUUUGAUUUGAAAUUCUCACUUGGGUCAGGAGAAGGAACCAAAGGCAGCACAGAUGCUGUAUCAUUUGGAGUCAGUGUCCAAAGUUUUGCUGUUUGGGUGUGCAUCAAGGUUGUUCCCAACAGCUUACCCUGCGAACUGAAGGUGAGCAGUGACCCAUACAUCCCUGGAGUAGAGGAAGACGUGCAGCAAGCCCACAUCCACCAAAGACCAGUCCACACCAUCCUAUCCUUUAUCUCAUCCAUUGUCAUGUCAGACAUUCUGCCAUUUUUGUAAUUCUUAUCGUAUAAUAAAACCUUCAAGA